CAGGGAUGUAAACACCUAUUAAGUGUGUUGGGAGCAGUGAUGGUUAUAAAGUCAACAGCUGCUGGGAUGAAGGAUCCUUGGUAACGCACCUUUGUGCACUCAGGUGCACAGCUGUCUGUCACUGAAGGAACCAUCCAGUUCUGCAACAGCUUCGUGCGUGGGUUGGGCAAUAUUGUCCAACAGUGAUGUUAUUUUGUGCCAGAGUCCUUCAGUCCCUCACCACCUCCACUGUGUCCAGGGUGCAUCGUAGGACACAUCUGGCCUUCCUGAUGGGCUUAUCUAACUGCUUCCUCUCAGCUGUGGAUAAGCUGCUGCUCCAACAAACUACACCAUAGAAGAUCGCUGAUGCCACCACAGUCAAAAAGUGUGUCUGUGUUGCCCUUUGAUGAACUGGGAACCUGCUCAGGGUAUACACUCUUACCUUUUUAAAGCUGAAGAUGGACAAACCUCUGCCAGGACUAAGCAGGGACGACCCCUAAUAAGGCAGUUAUUGCACUCGGGACAAUGUUCCUCUUACACAUGAAGUUGUCUUAAAACCUUCCCUAAACCUGUCUUAAAACCUACCUCCCAAAAGAUGUGAAGUCUGAGGCCCAAAACAAAUGAUUAAGUUCAACAGGAUCGUGUCCAAACCUGACAAAACAGGAGUCUAUACCAGGGUACAUUUCUGAGAUUCUACACUGAAUUUGAUAAAGUGUGCCUGCGAAACAUGCAUGACAAACACUAGAGGCCACCUCCAGUAGACAAUGAGGAAGCCUUUUUAAUAAACACUUCCUCAGAAGUAAUUGUGAAACCAAUAUCAGAUGUUGUUGGUUUCCUCCAGCACGUUUUCACACUCCACUGGCAGCUUCGCAAAGAGCAACUUCUCUAAAAGAGGAUGACAAAGAAGGCUGUGUUAUGCCUACGCUUGAUGGGUCACUGAUACUGCACACAUAAACUCUGCAGCAGGAGAAUCAAGUGGAACUGAACACUUUUGUACAUGCCCUUAAAAGAUUUGAUUUGCAUGGUCAUUGCCUUUAUUUGUAAAGAAGAUGGCAGUCCCACUGUCAGACAUCCUGCUUCUUCGGGCUCUUCCAGGGAUGACUACAGUUAGCAGAUCCAGGUUUCUUUACAACAGACUGAACAGUGAUUUCAAGCAGAGACUGGCUGUCAGCUCCCAGAGCCUUCACAUUUCACCAAACUUCUUCCGGGAUGCUGACCCUGUGGUUUUUGCCAUCAGGAGUGGAGAUGUGGAAACCCUGAAUGAUCUGGCAGCAUCCUCCUCCCACAGCCUCCUGAAGGAAAACAACAAUGGAUGGCUACCUUUGCAUGAGGCUGCCUAUUCUGGACAGACUGACUGCCUGAGGACCCUGUUGAAGGCCCAUCCAGGUUCAGUGGACAAGCGGACCCUGCAGGAACAGACUGCUUUGCUGCUGGCCGUGUCAUGUGAACAGUUGCCCUGCGUGCAGUGCCUUCUGGAGUCAGGCGCUGACCCCGACAUCUGCAGCAGUAACAAAGAAACUCCUUUGUAUAAAGCUUGUGAACUGGAAAAUGCGGACAUGGUAAACCUCAUUCUGUCCUACGGUGCCACUGUAAACCAGCGGUGCAGUCAGGGCUGGACAGCCCUCCAUGAGGCUGUUUCCAGAGAUAACACAGAGAUCUGCGAGAUACUGAUCCGAGCUGGGGCCACAAUCAAUCCGGCAAACACCUACUGCAUCACACCGCUUAUUGUAGCAGCUCAGCGAGGACUGAUGAGGGCGCUGUGUUACCUCAUUGAGAAAGGAGCAGGUGUGAACAUGCAGACAUGUGAGGGUUUUACAGCUCUGCAUGAAGCCAGUAAGAAUGGACACGGAGAAGUUGUUGCUUUACUCCUCACAAAAAACGCAGAUGCCAAUAAACCUGAUAACUCCGGACUGCUGCCUCUACAUGUUGCUGCCCAGUAUGGACACCAUGAGAUUGUUUCUCUGCUCGUCUCGGUUACCAGCCGAGCCAAGCUCCGGCACAGCUGGAUCAGCCCCCUCCACCUGGCAGCACAGUACGAUAGGCACGCUGCGGCAGCCGUGCUGCUGAAAACUGGUGCAGACGUGAACGCCACUCUGCCACACAGUCACUCCAUUGAGUACGCCGACCGACGCACCACAGCUCUCUACUUUGCUGUUGCCCACGGCAGCAGGAGGACAGCGGAGGUGUUGGUGAAUGCCGGUGCAAGCCUGAGUCUAGAUCCAGUCAGUCCUCUGCUGAUGGCUGCACAUCACGGCUGUGUCAGCACCGUGUCCUUGCUUCUGGAGCGAGGGGCGGAUAUGAAUGUCAGACUCCCAUCUUUUGCUACUACAUUCCCAGCUCUUGUUACACUUUGUAAGAAUAAUCUACCUCUGCUGAAGUGCCUUUUAAACCACGGCUGUGAUGCCCUCACUUGUUUCGCCUGUACAUACGGUGCUGACGCCCACCCUCCUUUAAGAGGAUCCAGCAUAAGAACUGCUGUCAGCCAUAGAUAUGAUUGUACACUUCCUUUAAACUGCGAUGAAAGGACAGAAAGGGUAACACAGUUCUGUGAGUGGAUCUCAACACCAGCUAUGUGUAAAUGGGCCGGGCCCAUCAUAGACUUGUUGCUGGAGCACGUUGGUCAUGUUCAGCUGUGCAGCAAGCUCUCUGAGCUCCUGGACGGCAGAGAAGAAUGGCACGCCAUCAAAAGGAAGUCAUUGUCACCACGUCCGCUGCAGCACCUUUGCAGAUUAAGCAUUUGGACUCAGAUUGGGAGAGACAGAAGGAGAUCUAUUACUAGCUUGCCUCUGCCAAGCAGACUAAAAACAUAUCUCAGUCCAGAUGACUGACUUUCAAAUAGAUAAACCUCAGAUUUUAGUGUUUUUGUGCAUAGAUAUAUUUAUCUUCCAGUUUCUUUUUUUAGUCAUAUUUCAAACCUUAAAACUGUAACGGCCCUCUUGUGUAUAAAUAUCUAUUUAUACUUUAA
This is a messenger RNA of Girardinichthys multiradiatus, 2944 nucleotides long. Its product is annotated as ankyrin repeat and SOCS box protein 2-like. Gene Ontology annotation, molecular function: protein binding. The transcript has 13 exons. Gene Ontology annotation, biological process: intracellular signal transduction. The record is from RefSeq and is a predicted model, not a curated record. Gene Ontology annotation, cellular component: nucleus; cytoplasm. Lineage: Eukaryota; Metazoa; Chordata; Actinopteri; Cyprinodontiformes; Goodeidae. Bases 1029 to 2807 code for a protein of 592 amino acids.